Cryptococcus deneoformans JEC21 is the source of this 3393-nucleotide messenger RNA. RefSeq lists its product as hypothetical. Gene Ontology annotation, cellular component: nucleus. The transcript is spliced from 11 exons. The record is from RefSeq and is a predicted model, not a curated record. Gene Ontology annotation, molecular function: ATP binding; mismatched DNA binding; ATP-dependent DNA damage sensor activity. Gene Ontology annotation, biological process: mismatch repair. NCBI's taxonomy places the organism in Eukaryota, Fungi, Basidiomycota, Tremellomycetes, Tremellales, Cryptococcaceae. Bases 53 to 3226 code for a protein of 1057 amino acids.
CAGGCAGUUUGGAUACUCGAGAAAGUAACCACUGGCACGAACUCUUGACUCAAUGGUCCCAAAGAUACGCUGGGGGCUGUAUCGCCAUCUCCGAUGCUUGCCGGUCACUCAGCCUCGGGCAAUUAGAUCACAUGCUUUGGUGACUACAGCUCGGUCAUUUGACAAGGUGACAACGGCGACCUCUGUCAAACCCAAACCUAAGCUCAUCAAGACAAAGGCUAGACUAUCAGAUUUGCCAGCGACGAAGCUGGGAUCGAACGGCUUGCCACAGAAGCCAUUGGAAGCAUGGGAUGAAAGAGACGUGCCUCCCAACCGUUCGAAAUCCCCCAAAACGGUCAGGGCAGCCAAAGCGCGUAGCGAUGGCGCCAGGAGCCCAGUAAUUCCCUGUUCAAAGGCAGAAUUGGAACUUCUUCAGGAUGCCAUACGACAGGGUGUUAUCCCAGAUACUCCUUUGGCUCAUGAGGUAUAUCUCAAUUGGAAGAGGUUUCCAGAUUGCAUUUUGCUCACGAGAGUGGGAAAGUUCUAUGAGUCAUAUUUUGAACCCGCUCGGUAUUUGGCUUCCAUCCUUUCGCUGUCCCUUGCAGAAAAGAAAUACGGCGCGAACGAGGCUAAGAGGUCAUACCCAUUCGCUGGUUUUCCGGUACAUGCACUGGACAAAUAUCUCAAGAUGCUUGUUCAAGACUUGGGACACACCGUUGUGCUCGUGGAGGAGUAUGAUACAGAAGGAGCCGUUGCCCAUACUGGCAAAAAGCUCACCGCAGGCUCCGGACCAAAGGAACGUAGGGUGUACAGAGUCGUUACGCCGGGGACUAUGGUCGAUGAGUCGUGGGUGGAUGCAGAUCAGAGUCGAUACUUGCUCGCCAUCGCUGUAGGCAAUGAGGGCCAGAAUGGUCAGGAACUAUCUCUCGCUUACACAGAUGCUUCCACUGGAGAAUUUUUCACUAAGGAUACGACUGUCUCACAGAUGGAAGAUGAGCUCGCUCGAAUUACUCCCCGUGAAGUUGUUCUAGAUAAUUCGCUCUACGAACUGUGGCGAGAACAUUAUAACUAUUCGGAAAUGAAGCGGAAAGAUGCCUCUCAGGUUGAAGAGCUGCUCGCGCUACUUCGAGUACUAGGCGUCAGAGUGUCCUUUGCCGACCCCUGUCGUCCGCCUCCACUCUACACAUCUGCCUCAUCACCAACUUUACACCCUACCACACCGGAAGAGAAUGCUGCUGCGCUCCUCCAACACCAUCUCCAGUAUGCUUUGCGAGAGUCGAUGCCAGCACUUCGUCGACCUCACAAGCAAUCCAAUUCGGCCUUCAUGCAAAUCGAUGCUGCAACCCUCCAAGCUCUCGAGAUACGCCAUGCUUUUAGGCCAGGGGGAUUAAUUGCUACGGGCGAGACACAAACUAAUUCAUCUCCCUUGUCUGCCAAGGGUACGCUUCUCUCAGUGGUAUCCAAGACUAUAACAUCUUCCGGCCAUCGACUACUUAUACGCACUCUCACAGCUCCUUCGACAUCUCCCCAUAUAAUCAACUCCCGCUUGGCGCUGGUACAAGCCUUUAUGGAUAGAGAGGAUCUUAAAACUGAACUUCGGCACGAGCUGAAAGAGCUGGGGGAUAUCAUGCGGAUCAUUCAGCGGUUUAGAGGCCAAAGAGGCACUGGACGUGAUAUAUGGGACGUUGGAAGGUGGAUAAGGGGUGCUCAGAGAAUAUUGGAGACUAUCAAGGAAGAGAUCAAAAUCGAAGUUGGCCGAAAUAACGAGAAAGCGAUACGGAAAUCGGAAGGCAUCACAAGGCUGCAGGAAUUCGUGGACUCGUUUCGUGAUCUUGACAGAAUCGCCUCCAAAAUCGAAUCCUCUGUGGAAGAAUCUGCCAUCAUGUUCAGAUCCGGCGAUGAUAAGAGUAUCAUUGAUGAGCAAGAAGCUGGUGAUGCGCUGCUUACAAGUCAGGCAUCAUCUAAAGAAAGUGAAGCAGACGAAAAGCAGAGGAUCAAGCGGGAGAGGGAUGAGAGAGAGAUGUCAGAGUGGUGGAUUCGUCCUCAGUUCUCGCCUGCGCUCCAACUUCGACAUGACGAACUGAGUGCUUUGAAAGCCGAAGCCCAAAAGUUACAAGCAAGCCUAAUCAAGAAGUAUGAUACGCCUACUCUGACUAUUGAGAAGAACCACAGAUUCAGCUAUCACAUUCAAAUGUCAGCAAAAGAUGCUGAAAAGGUGGCGAAAGCGAGAUCUCUGGAGCGUAUAGGAAGCAUGACUGGUAAAACAGCAUACUUUGCCUACGCGCCGCUUGCGGAACUGGGUACGAGAAUUGAGAUCAUGAUGGAAUAUCUAGGCGCUGCUCAAAGGCGAGCUGCUCGGGAACUUCAAAAUAUGGUGGUAGAGCAAUCGGACGCGAUCCAGCAAAAUUCCGAAUUAGUUGAUGAGCUGGAUUUGAGCCUGAGCUUUGCUCAGAAUGCAGUUGAGAUGAACUGGGUCAGGCCAAUACUGGACAAUUCUACGGAGCUACAGAUCAUUAAUGGUAGACAUCCUUCCGUUGAAUCUUCUUUGCUGUCUGCUUCUCGCAAUUUCACCCCAAACAGUACUCACAUGGCUUCUGAUACCCAUUUGCAUGUCAUCACCGGCCCCAACCAGGGAGGAAAGUCGACCCUUCUUCGACAAACUGCAGUCAUAGCAAUACUUGCCCAGAGCGGAAGCUUCGUUCCUGCUGAAUACGUGAAGAUGGGAAUCGUGGAUCGGGUUUUCAGCAGAGUGGGAGCUAGAGAUGAUCUAUGGAGGGAUCGGAGCACGUUUAUGCUUGAAAUGGUUGAAACUGCAGGGAUCUUGCGCCAUGCCACUGAGAGAUCCCUCGUUAUCAUGGAUGAGAUUGGACGCGGUACUACGUUACAGGCAGGUGUCUCAAUAGCGUAUGCCACACUUGACUAUAUCCUCGAGAACAUCAAGUGCCGGACAUUGUUCGCCACUCAUUAUCACGAACUGGGACAAAUGCUAGGAUACGAUCCAAAAAGGGCUGAAGGAGAGGUGAUAAAGGGAAGAAGUGGGAUUGCUUUUUGGUGCACGGAUGUAAAUGAGGCGGAUGGCGCUUUUUCUUAUUCUUACAAGCUACGACCGGGUAUAAAUUACGAUUCUCAUGCUAUUAAAGCUGCCAGUAUCGCCGGCAUGCCAGAAUCUUUUCUACGUGUAGCCGAGUCGACGCUCGUAACCCUCCAAUCAAAAUCCAAUCUUAUUACAUUGCCAUCAUCUCAUUAGGAUAUUUAUCUACCUUCCCAUGUUUUGCCACGAAUUGCAACGACUUCAAAUUGUAUAUAUAGAUAAAUCAUCAAAUUCAUAGCAUAGCAUAGCAUACUAUCAUAAUCAUUACGAGACCGUCAUCGGCUACUUAAUCAUACAUUAUGCAUUACUUGCAGUCUGUUAUU